Myripristis murdjan (pinecone soldierfish) is the source of this 8151-nucleotide messenger RNA. It is a transcript of the gene abca4a, whose product is annotated as ATP-binding cassette, sub-family A (ABC1), member 4a. Gene Ontology annotation, molecular function: ABC-type transporter activity; lipid carrier activity; ATP hydrolysis activity. The coding region runs from base 373 to 7323 and encodes 2316 amino acids. The transcript is spliced from 51 exons. Gene Ontology annotation, cellular component: membrane; intracellular membrane-bounded organelle. The record is from RefSeq and is a predicted model, not a curated record. NCBI's taxonomy places the organism in Eukaryota, Metazoa, Chordata, Actinopteri, Holocentriformes, Holocentridae. Gene Ontology annotation, biological process: lipid transport; transmembrane transport.
UAAUCUUUGCCAUAUAUGAUAAGUACCAUAUGAGGUAAAGGGAUAUUAAACCCGAUCAAACUAGAAUUAAAAAUUGUGUAUAAUGACUGUUUAACAAUGGUGGGAUUAUAUAAUUUUGGCCUGCUGGUUAGGUCAUAUAGGUCUCCACAAAUGGAUGAGAGGAGUUAGCAGUCUCCCGGCAGCAAGAAAGAAGAUUAAAUCAAUCUGCUUAACUAUUCACAAGGUCUGGGAAACAAGCUGUGUUAGCAACCCCAUCGAACACUCAGUGCAAUAUUUGGUGUUAUGCUGUACCUAUUAGGUGUUGGCGGUGCAAGUAUUCCUCUAAGGUUUAUGGGCUGUUGGUGACCCCUCCGGGGGUGAAAAAGAGGAAUCAUGGGGGCAGGACGCCAGGUCCGGCUCUUGCUGUGGAAGAACUGGACCAUCCGCAGGAGGCAGAAGAUGCGGUUCUUCAUGGAGAUCAUGUGGCCUGUGAUGCUGUUCAUGGGACUAGUGUGGUUAAGAAGAGCCAAUCCACUCUACCGCCAACAUGAAUGCCACUUCCCCAGCAAGGCCAUGCCAUCUGCAGGGAUCCUGCCAUGGAUCCAAGGAAUCUUCUGCAAUGCCAACAACCCUUGUUUCCAGUACCCCACCCGUGGUGAAUCCCCCGGCCUGGUGUCCAACUACAACAACUCCAUAUUAGCUCAGUUUUACUUGGAUGCUCAAGAGCUUCUACUCAGAGACCCAGAGGUCCUUCAGCUUGGCCGCCUUUGGCGUGAACUGACUGCCAUGAGUAACUUCAUGGACACGCUGCGCACUCAUCCUGAGCGGAUCUUAGGCCGGGGAGUAAAGGUGGAGGCCAUCCUGAAGGAUGAUGAGCUUCUGACUUCAUACCUGCUGAGGGACGUUCCUCUGACUGAGUCUGUGGUUCAUCAGCUAGUUAAUGCCCACAUCAGGCCUGAGCAGUUCGCCUACGGGGUCCCGGACUUGCACAUCAAGGACAUCGCCUGCAACGCCAUCCUGCUGGAGCGGUUCCUCAUCUUCCCCAACCGCUGGGGGCUGUACGCCGUCCGCAACGCCAUGUGUGCCCUCACCCAGCAGCGGCUCCAGAUCAUCGAGGACAAGUUCUACGCCAACGUGGACUUUUUCAAACUCUUCCGGCUGCUUCCCCGCCUGCUGGACAACCACUCGAGCGGCAUUGACAUUCCCUUCUGGGGACGGGCUCUCUCUGCCCUCUCGGAAAAAGUGCAAGAGUUGCUCCAGCGGAAUAGUUCCAGGGAGCUCCUACGGGUCGUGACCCCUCUCUUCCGGGACGCUCCAUCCUUCAGGCAGCUGGUAACCGCGGCCUCCAGCCUGUUGUGCGGCUACAGUGAGGAGGCCUUUUCCCGGGUCACCUCCUUCAACUGGUACGAGGACAACAACUACAAGGCCUUCCUGGGCAUCAACAGCGCCAGGUCACAGGGCCAGUACGCACAUGACGACAGCGCCUCUCCGUCCUGCAAUGACCUGAUGCGGGAACUGGAGUCCAACCCUGCCACCAGGAUUGUGUGGCGUGCCGUCAAGCCCAUGCUGAUGGGACAGAUCCUGUACGCCCCCGACUCCCCCGCCGCCAGGCAGAUCAUCCGCAAUGCCAACACUACAUUUGAGGAGCUGGAGAGGCUGAGGAACAUGGGGAGAGCCUGGGAAGAGGUGGCUCCUCAGAUCUGGGCUUUCUUCCAAGAUGGAGUCCAAGUCAACAUGAUCCGGGACUCCAUCCGCAACCCGACAGUGAUGGAUUUCAUUGACAGGACUCUGGAGGACGCACUGUUCUCCUCCAAGCACAUCCUCAACUUCCUGUACAACGGCCUGCCAGCAGACCGACCCGAUGACAUGGUUGACUUUGACUGGAGAAACGUCUUCAACCUCACCGACCGGGUCAUCCGAAUGCUCAACCAAUACGGAGAUUGCAUGGUCCUGGAUAAGUUCGUGGCCCUACCUGACGAGGAUGCGGUCACUUAUCGGGCUUUGCACCUGCUGGAGGAGAACAAAUUCUGGGCGGGUCUGGUCUUCGUGGAUAUGUACUCCUGGACCAACAAGGCUCCUCCUCAUGUUAAGUUCAAGAUUCGCAUGGAUAUCGAUUCAGUGGAACGCACCAACAAGAUCAAAGACAGGUAUUGGGACCCUGGUCCCAGAGCUGACCCUAUGGAUGACCUUCGCUAUGUAUGGGGCGGCUUUGCUUACCUCCAGGAUAUAAUAGAGCAGGGGAUCAUCAAAACUCAGACAGGCAAGGAGUGGCCACAGGGUGUAUACCUACAGCAGAUGCCCUACCCCUGUUACGUGGACGAUCUCUUCAUGCUGACACUGAACCGCUGUUUCCCCAUCUUCAUGGUGUUGGCCUGGGUCUACUCUGUGUCCAUGAUCGUCAAGAGCAUUGUUUUGGAGAAGGAGCUGCGUCUAAAGGAGACCCUCAAGGCCAUGGGCGUCACCAAUGGUGUCAUCUGGUCCACGUGGUUCAUCGACAGCUUCCUCAUGAUGGCCGCCAGCACCAGCCUCCUCACUGCCAUCAUCAUGGGAGGGAGGGUGCUCAACUACAGCAACCCCAUCAUCCUCUUCUUCUUCCUGCUCAGCUUCACCACAGCUACCAUCAUGCAAUGCUUCCUCCUCAGCGUCUUCUUCAACAAGGCCAACCUGGCGGCGGCCUGCUGUGGCAUCAUCUACUUCACCCUCUACCUUCCCCACAUCCUCUGCUUCGCCUGGCAGGACCGCAUCACCAAAGACAUGAAGAUCCUGGUGAGUCUGCUGUCCCAGGUGGCGUUUGGCUUCGGGACAGAGUACCUGUCGCGAUACGAGGAGCAGGGCCUGGGCCUGCAGUGGGACAACAUCCAGACGAGCCCUCUGGAGGGGGACGAGUUCUCCUUCCUCACCUCCAUCUGCAUGAUGGGUGUGGACACCGUGCUGUACGCUGUGCUGGCCUGGUACCUGGACAAUGUCUUCCCAGGACAGUAUGGAAUUGGACGGCCGUUUUAUUUCCCUUUGCUGCCCUGUUAUUGGCUUAACACUGUGACUCCGAUUUCAGGCAACAACAACCCGGAGUUGGAGAAAAAAGGCUUUGACAACCUGGCCAACAAGGAGCAGGGAGAUGAGGAGCAGAAGCAGGACCGAGCCAAGACUCCCGAGGAGUCGGGCUCGUGUGAGCAUCAGGAGCAACGCCACAGGCUGGGGAGGGAGGGCCAGGCCGAGGAGAACCAGACAGAGAAAACAAAUGGCCAGCCGUUUUUCGAGGCGGAGCCAGCAGACCUGGUGGAGGGGGUGUGUAUCAAGGACCUGGUCAAGGUGUUCGGCAGCAGCUGCAGUCCGGCCGUGGACGGGCUGAGCAUCAGCUUCUACGAGAGCCAGAUCACUGCCCUCCUGGGCCACAACGGGGCUGGCAAGACCACCAUCAUGUCCAUCCUCACAGGCAUGUUCCCCCCAUCCUCAGGAACAGCCACCAUUUAUGGCAAGGACAUCCGGACGGACAUGGACACCAUUCGUCUGUCCCUUGGCAUGUGUCCGCAGCACAACAUCCUCUUCCAGCACAUGACUGUAGAGGAGCAUAUCCUCUUCUACUCCCUGCUGAAGGGCACUCCUAUAGCGGAGGCUGAGGAGGAGAUGGAGAACAUGCUGCAGGACCUGGGGCUGCCCCAUAAGAGAGAUGAAUCGUCCCAGAACCUCUCAGGGGGCAUGCAGAGGAAGCUGUCAGUAGCUAUGGCAUUUGUUGGAGGAGCUAAAGUGGUGAUCCUGGACGAGCCAACAUCAGGGGUGGACCCCUACUCCAGACGCUCCAUCUGGGACUUGCUACUCAAAUACCGUGCAGGGCGCACAGUGAUCAUGUCCACCCACCACAUGGAUGAGGCUGACCUGUUGAGUGACCGGGUGGCCAUCAUCUCCCAGGGCCGCCUCUACUGCUGCGGUUCCCCGCUCUUCCUCAAAAACUGCUUUGGUGCCGGCUUCUACCUCACCCUCGUACGGCGCAUGAACUACGAUGCACCCAAGGUCAAGUGUGACUGUACGGAGGAUUGCUCCUGUAAAUGUUCCAAGUGCUCAAAAUUCAAAGAGAACCAGGAGGAGAACCAGACCCCAGACCGACAGAUGGACGGUAACGUGGAGAGCAUCACAGCCCUGGUCCAUCAUCACGUGCCAGAGGCUCGUCUAAUCGAGGCCAUCGGCCAGGAGCUGACCUACCUGCUGCCUAACCGCGACUUCCAGCCCAGGGCAUACGCCAGCCUCUUUAGGGAGCUGGAGGAAACCCUGCUAGACAUUGGCCUCAGCAGCUUUGGUGUGUCAGAUACCUCACUGGAGGAGAUUUUCCUGAAAGUCACUGCUGAUGGUAGUGCCACCAACCAGAAUUGCAUGAAAGACCGGAAAAUGUUGCAGCGGAUUACACGAGCCAGUCUCAACAGAGUGGCUGUUUAUGUGGAACCUCCAAAAGAGGCAGAUGGGGCUGCGCAAACCAAUGGCCAGGGCCCAUGUGGGCCACCAGAGGACAAUGCAGGCAAGGGGUCCAACCAGGUCAGAGGCCUAUGUUUGAUCCUCAAACAGUUCUUUGCUCUGCUGAUCAAGAGGUUUCAUCAUGCCACACGGUCCCACAAAGACUUCUUUGCCCAGAUUGUUUUGCCAGCCAGUUUUGUGUUCCUGGCGCUGAUGUUUACUCUGAUCAUUCCACCUUUCGGAGAGUAUCCCAGCCUGACCCUCACCCCCUGGAUGUAUGGGCGACAGUUCACCUUCUUCAGUAACGAGCGUCCCAUGGAUGGUCACAUGAGAUACUUUGGUGAGGUCUUGCUGGACAAGCCUGGUUUUGGGACUCGCUGCAUGGUGGACGAACCGCUGGAAGACUUCCCAUGCAAUAAUAUCACCACAGAGUGGGAGAUGCCCCUGGUUAACCCUGCCCUGAUAGAGAUGCUGGCCGGUCCAGAGUGGAGUGACAUCAGACCCUCUCCAGACUGCCAGUGCAGCACACCCAAGAAACUCACCAUGCUUCCCGACUGCCCAGCAGGAGCAGGAGGCCUGCCUCCUCCACAGAGGAUCCAGUCAACAGGAGAUGUUCUCAUGGACCUAACGGGCAGGAAUAUCUCUGACUACCUGGUGAAGACCUAUCCCAGCCUUAUCAGAACCAGCUUGAAGAGCAAGUAUUGGGUGAAUGAACAAAGGUAUGGAGGGAUAUCAGUGGGUGGACAGCUUCCUCUUCUCGAGGUGAGGCCAAAGGUCAUCCAGGAUUUAGCAGUGCAGCUGGGACAACUUCUCAAUGUUACCGGGGGGAUGAACUCUAAACAAACGCUUAAGGACAUAGGGGCGUUCCUCAAGUAUAUGGAGACAGAGAACAACGUCAAGGUAUGGUACAACAACAAGGGCUGGCAUGCUAUGGUGUCUUUCAUGAACGUGGCCAACAACGCCAUCCUCCGUGCAAACCUGCCCAAAGGAACUAACCUGGACGAAUACGGGAUCACCGCCAUCAACCAUCCUCUGAACCUCACCAAACAGCAGCUCUCUGAGAUCACUGUCCUGAGCACCUCAGUGGACGCAGUGGUGGCCAUCUGUGUCAUCUUCGCCAUGUCCUUCGUCCCGGCCAGCUUUGUCCUCUAUCUCAUCCAGGAGAGGGUCACCCAGGCCAAACACCUCCAGUUUGUCAGCGGCGUCAGCCCGCUGGUGUACUGGCUGGCCAACUUCCUCUGGGACAUGGCGAAUUACUCCAUCAGCGCAGCGAUGGUGGUGCACAUCUUCAUUUACUUUGACAAAAAGUGCUACACGUCUCCAACCAACCUCGAACCUCUCGUGGCUCUGCUGAUGCUCUACGGCUGGUCUGUGACGCCCAUGAUGUAUCCCAUGUCCUACAUGUUCAGCGUACCCAGCACAGCCUACGUCUCCCUGUCAUGUAUCAACCUCUUCAUCGGCAUCAACAGCAGCGCCAUCACCUUCAUCCUCGACUUGUUUGAGGGCACUACAGCUCUGUACAAGUGCAACCAGCUGUUGAAGACCGUGCUGCUCAUCUUCCCCCAUUACUGCCUGGGCCGAGGCCUCAUCGACUUGGCCAUGAACCAGGCUGUGACUGAUGUCUACGCACGUUUUGGUGAGGAUUACAGUCGAGAUCCCUAUAGCUGGAACUUUCUUGGGAAGAACAUGGCGUGCAUGGCUGCUGAGGGAUUUAUCUAUUUCAUGCUCAACACUCUCAUCCAGUACCGCUUCUUCAUGGAUCACUGGAUAUUAGACGGCCCAAAGUCUCCUGUCCUGGAGGAGGAUGCAGACGUCGCCCAGGAAAGAGAGCGCAUCCACAGGGGUGGCAAAAACAAUGAUAUCUUACGUGUACGAGAUCUGUCCAAGACAUACUCAGGAGCGACGAUCCCUGCUGUGGACCGAAUCUGUGUUGGAGUUUCACCUGGAGAGUGCUUCGGUCUCCUGGGAGUCAACGGAGCAGGAAAGACCACCACCUUCAAGAUGUUGACUGGGGACAUUGACAUCAGCGCGGGAGAGGCCUCGGUCGCUGGACACAGCGUUUUGACCAACAUCCUGGACGUGCACCAGAACAUGGGCUACUGCCCCCAGUUUGAUGCCAUAGAUGACCUGCUGACGGGCAGGGAGCACCUAUACCUCUACGCCCGCCUCAGAGGGGUCCCGGAGUCCGAGAUCAGCAGGGUCGCAGAGUGGGCCAUCCAGAAGCUGGGGCUGGCGGAGUACGCAGGCCGAAGUGCCGGGACCUACAGCGGAGGCAACAAGAGGAAACUCUCCACAGCCAUCGCCAUGAUAGGCUGUCCUGCUCUGGUGCUGCUGGAUGAGCCGACCACAGGCAUGGACCCCCACUCCAGACGCUUCCUCUGGAAUUCCAUCAUGAGUGUUAUUCAGGACGGACGAGCUGUGGUCCUCACCUCACACAGCAUGGAGGAGUGUGAGGCGUUGUGUACCCGCCUAGCCAUCAUGGUUAAUGGGUCCUUCAAGUGUCUGGGAACCAUUCAGCAUCUCAAAUACAAGUUUGGUGAUGGCUAUGUGGUGACCAUGAAGAUCAGGGCAGCUAAGCCAUGUUGUGCCCCGGACCUGAACCCUGCUGAAGCCUUCAUGGAGAGCACCUUCCCCGGCUGCAUCCAGAGAGAGAAACACUACAACACUCUGCAGUACGAGAUCUCCUCGUCCUCCCUGGCUAGGAUAUUUCAGAUGGUCCUGGCUAACAAGGAGAAACUCAACAUAGAGGAUUACUCAGUCUCUCAGACCACUCUUGACCAGGUGUUUGUGAACUUUGCUAAGCAACAGUCAGGAGAGGACGACACUAUCGUGCUGCACCCACGAGCUGCCGGGGCAAGGCGAGAUGUCAAGGACACAUCCAUCAAGGGCGCAGGGAAGUGAACUCUCCCCAAAUACCUCAACAAGAAGGCAGUGUCCUGUCUGACCGAUGAUCUGGCACGUUGCAGUACUGCGCAUGCUUGACUUCGCUUGUUCGGUACACAGGGUUAGCGGGCUUUGAAUUUGGAAAGUGUGGAGCAUAGAUGUGCCUGAGGUAUGUUCUACUCUUUCAAAGGAAGAACUCUGCUCACCUUGUUUGCCUUGUAAACUAAAGGAAACACAGCUACAGAAUAUUGCAGUCCCGCAUCAAAGUAAACAGAUAUUAAGAGUUAUGAGGCCUACCUAAGUGAAUAAGUAUUUUAAUUAUGAGAAGGACAAUGUUAAACAAAAUGAGAUUGUAGACUGGUAAAGGUAAAGGGCAUUUUGUGUGAACUCUCCUCCCCAAAAUAUAGAGCUUAUCUGUUUGCUUCACAUGCCAAGGAAGAUGAUCCUUUUUCGGUUGGCCUUUCUCUAGACUUGUCAAAUAAGCACUCAGAAAGGUGUAGUCUUAGCACUUUAUUGAUGCAGCAUUGACUGAAGCAUCACUUUUUUACUGAGAUUUUUGGCAUUGAAAAAAAUAAAACCCUGCUAGUGCAAUAUAGCGAUUGAUUGUUAUAAAAUGCUUUUGCUGCUAUGGAAUUUCAAUAACUGUGAUUUUAUAAAGCCAAUGAUGGACUGUUAUGACUUUGCGCUUUAUCACGUGUGCAGUUUUGGUAAGCUGAAUGUAUAUGGCUCCUAUGACCACCAGUGCUUUGGUGUCAUUAAAGGAAGAAGACAGAGAAUGUCAAAAAAAAAAAAGCGAUGUUGCUCAAAGGAGAAUCAUUUCAAAUAAAGAUACAUUUUUCCUUAAAA